This is a messenger RNA of Tetrahymena thermophila SB210, 3000 nucleotides long. RefSeq lists its product as hypothetical. NCBI's taxonomy places the organism in Eukaryota, Ciliophora, Oligohymenophorea, Hymenostomatida, Tetrahymenidae. The record is from RefSeq and is a predicted model, not a curated record. The transcript has a single exon.
AUGGAUGGAGAUAGCAAUGAUAUUUAUCUUAUCAUGAGGAACAUACUGUUUUUAGCCUCAAAAGAUACAGUUAAUGUUGCGAGUUAAAGGAAUUUGUUAAAUAAAUGGUUUUAAGAUUCUAUAAAGAGCUAUAUUAUGGAGUAAGUAGCUUCUCCAUUAUUAGCUGGACCUCUAUAAUGCAGAUCUUCUAGAGAAGUUAAAACUUAUAUUCAUAAUAGGAUUAAUUAAAAUAGACCAAAAUAUAUGAGUAUCAUAGAAUAAUACUUUUAUUUCAUUAAUAAGUUUAAUUUAGGUGAUAUGUUUUAAGAAAAACUUAAAAAAAUUAUUAAAAACCCUAAGAAUAUUUCUGAAUGUCUCAAUUAUAAAACCUAUAAUAUUAAAAAGGUAGUUCGAAAGUAAUUUGUGUGCUAUCUUCUUCUACGCUACUAUGAAUUAUUUGGCAAUUAGGAAAUAAUACCUUCCUUUUAUGAAUUGUGGAAUUUGUGUUUCCCUAGUGAGAUACAGUAGAAAAAAAAACUCUCAAAAUAUGACACUAUGAAUGGAAUAAAGCCAAAAACUAAUACUUAAAAAUAAAAAAAGGAUUCUACUAAAAUUAAUUAAAAUUUACAAAAUGAAGAUCCUUGCUCUUCUUAAGAAAGAAGAAAAAUUAAUUAAAAUUAAGACUUUUUGUAUGCCUAAACCAACCAAACAAAUUAUAAUUUUGAUCAAUCCUUUCAAAUGAUUGUGGAAAAUAACAAAAUUAAUUGUAAUUAGAUAUAUCAUCCUCAUUCUUUUUAUAGCAGAUCAAACAAUUUUUAAUAAGAAAACCUUUUAACCUAAACUUCAUAAGGCACUAAUGCUUGCUUUUAGGCUCCUAUUAAAUCUGAAGGUAAUUUAAAUUAGAACAGCCACUAAUUUCUUUAUCCUUCUUUUAAUGAUUAAUAAAUAAUCUAAAAACAUGAGCAUGCGCUUUCUUAAAACACUUAAAAUGAAUACAAAAAUCUUUAACCUCAUUAAAAAUUUGAUGAAAUUUAAUAAAAUAAUUAAAUAAAUAAUAUUUACCUCCCUUAUAAUGUCUAAUAAAGUUUUUAAAAUGUAUAAUAUUAAUUCAAUGAAAACCUUUAAACUUAAUGUAUUAAAAAUCCAUGUUAAGUGAAAUUAGAAUAAGCAGAAAAAAUCAACACCUUUGUUUUUCCACCUUUUUCUAUUAAUGAACCAAACAAUUAAAAAAUAGAAACUCCUGAUUCGAGUACUUUAUCUGCGAAUUUUCAUCAUUAACCUAAACCCAAAUUUGAAGAAAAUAGUUAAAGUAAUUUUACUGCAAUCACUAACACUUUUACUCUUAGCUAGUAAAAUAUUAAAAUUUAAGAACCUUAACCUACUUAAAACUCUUACUUACCUUCAAAUAAUUUUAACUUGCCUCAAGUAAAAGUUGAGGAUAAUUAAUAGUAAAAUUAAAAUAUUAACUUCUUUUCUUCAUGUAAUAACUAAUAAAAUGAAAAAAUUGAAGAACCUUAAAUUUCUUAAAAAGGUUUUGAAAUUUAAUUUAAUUCUAACCAGCCUUAAUAGUAAAAUUAAAGCAUUAACUUAUUUUCUUCAUGUAAUAACUAAUAAAAUCAAAAAAUUGAGGAACAUUAAAUUUCUUAAAAAGGUUUUGAAAUUUAAUUUAAUUCUAACCAGUCUCAAGUUAAAUUAGAAGAAAAUAACUAAUUAUAAAUUGUUAAAAAUGAAAUAACCUAGAGUUCUGAAUUUAAAAACUAAUCUUAGCUUUAAGUUAAAAAUGAAGAAACCUAAUAAAAAAAUGAUUUCUCCAAUAGUCCUUUCUCUCAAUUAAACAGUAAUAUUAAAAUAUAAGAAUCACCAAAAACUAUUUAGUAAAUAUAAAACCAUAUUGACCUUCCAUUAUCUUAAGGGAAAAAGGAUAAAAUAAAGCUGAAUCUUUGUCUAAAAAGCCUAUAAAAUACUACUAAUUAAUUAACUAAAAAAGAAGAAAUUAAGAUUUAAGAGGAGUUUGAAUCUACUUUAAUCUUAUAAAAUCAAAAUAAUCCUUUAUUACCUUAAUUAAAAUCAGAGGAAAACACAAAAAAUAUGUGUAAACAAAGCCUUAAUAUUUCUUUAAAUAGCUUACAAAAUAUUCAAAAUUAAUAAAUGAAUUCAGAGAAUACCAAUAUUUAAGGUACUUAUAACUCAUUAAAUUAGCCUAAUCUGAAUUUAAAUCAAAAAAUAAAAUAAGAAGAGCAUAAUAAAAGUAAUAACAAUUAAGAUAUCAAUACUUAAAAUGACAUUAAAAAUGAGCCUUAAAUUCCUUUUCACUCUUAAAAUAUGAAUUCUGAGUAAGUAAAAGUAAAAAUUGAAGUAAUUAAUGACAAUAAAUUUAAAAUUAAUAUUUCUAAAAAUUAAAAUAGCUUAUAGAAUGCUAAAAAAUAAGAACUUAUAAUUCCUCUAAAAUCUUAAAUUAAAUCUGAUUCUGAUGAAUCCCAUAUAAAAUAAGAAGAAAAUAAGCUAAAUUAAAGCAACACCAAUUUUUAUAUCUAGCAUAAUAACUAAUAAAAUACCAUAAAAUUAUAACAUUCAGUAUGUCAUAAUACUUAGGCUAAUUAUAAUUUAUAAUAAGCUCAAAUAAAAUUAGAUGAUUAAUAUUCCUCUCCAAAUUCCUUGCCAAGCAAUGUUCUUUCUAAAAAUAGAUAGCAUAAUUUUUAAAUUUAAUAGCCUUCGUCUGAAUAUAGUAAUUAAAUUUUUUAUAAACACCCUCAACCUCAACCGAUAGCAAAAUUUGAAGAAAAUCAUUAAACAUAUUCUACUUAAAAUCAAAAUUAAAUGAGCAAUAUUUAAAUUUAAAGGGAAUAAUACAAGUUUUUCUAUCCUUAGACAAAUUAAAUUCCAUAUUAGCAUUAAAAUCAAUACUGUAAUAAUCCUUAAUAAGUAAAUAAAAAUUUCCCCUAAUCUCAACUAAACUCAGUACCAUAUGGGAAUUCAAUUAGCUAACAAUACACUAAUUUACACAUGAAUAAUUAAAAUUGA